GGGAGGGGGACGACGACGAGGCAUUGGUGAACAGGCUGCGUCAGCGGAAUACACGGGAAGGAAUGGAGACUGCGGCGAAGCUGUGGGUGGAUGACCUCCGCUCUGGAACGAAAGGGAGGGAUUUGCCAUCGUGAAGUCGAUCGUGGAGGCGCGCGGGUAUCUUGUGGCGGUGGCGCGGGGAGAGCAGCCUUCGCCCAUUCGUCGCAACAUCGUCUUGCCUCACAACAGCAUCCCGCAGCAGAAGAUCGCGGACGAGUCGGAGUUCAAUGCUGCGAAGGAGAGGGCGGUAAAGGUGCAGGGGAUCGCUUUGCGGGUGUUACACGGGUGGGUGUUCAAGUCUCAGAACAGGCAACGGGGGUACCACGCGGCGUACCAGUACGCACUGAACCACGAGGCCACCGACGUCGCUCGCGCCAUGUGGAUGGGGGAGGACUGGUGUUAUUGUGUGAGCCCCAUGGUCGUCCACCACACGCUCGACAUGGAUAUGAAGCUGCCAUUGUGGUUUGUGGGCGCCGACGUCGAGACAAGCACGAGGACGACGGCUUGGCGGCUUAUCAGGAGGCGAGCAUCCAGCGACUGGUGGGGGUUUUCACGAGCGCCGUGAUCAUUGCGGAGGCGACCGACGACGGUCGUGUAUCGCACGAAAGGUUGAAGACCAUGGCCGACGCGAUGCGGAUGAUGCUCGCGGCGACCAUGUGGCUCAUGCGAAUGGCGGGUGACGAUCAUCGCGUGCAUUACGACGCCUGGGUUUUCGUCCAACUCACGGUGAAGCCGACGCUCGUCGCAUCCAUGCAUCGUUGCUUCGACGCGCAUCGGCACAUCGUGCAAGUUGCGACCGUCAUCACCGACAAGUUGGCGAGUCCCCCCAUAACUUUGAUCGACCCUCCAAUGUAUGUUCCCGACUGGGCGUCCAUCGGUGUCAAGUUCUCACACGAUGCCACGCUGUCUUCCCUGAUGGAGGCGAAGAAGAUGGAUUGGAUGGGCACAGGCCCCCUGGAAGACGAAGACGACGGGAAAGGCGACGAAGAGGGAAGCGGGGGGGGUCGAUGACGCGUUUUUGUCGUUUAUGUUGGUCUUCCUCGCGUGCUGCUGCUCUGCUGUCACUUGUUCGAAGGCGGCAGACCCACCA
This is a messenger RNA of Chara braunii, 1129 nucleotides long. The record is from the annotation of a GenBank genome assembly. Lineage: Eukaryota; Viridiplantae; Streptophyta; Charophyceae; Charales; Characeae.